GCGGGGCCCCACCACCUGUUCCCGGCAGCCAACGGGGAGUUCGCGGGGGCGGUCGGGGGGUGGAGCGAGCCUACAAAAGGCUGCGGGCGCGCGUGCCUCGGGACUCUCUCUGAGCGCGCUCUCGGGAGGCUCGAAGCGACGCGGACGAGUGCUAGAAGAUUCCGCUCUCGGAACAGCCAGGAACGAGGCGAUGCUGCGGGUGCGGUGUCUGCGCGGCGGGAGCCGUGGCGCAGAAGCGGUGCACUACAUCGGGUCUCGGCUUGGAAGAAACUUAACAGGAUGGGUGCAGCGAACUUUCCAGAGCACCCAGGCAGCUACAGCUUCCCCCCAGAACUCCUGUGCAGCUGACGACAAGGCCACUAACCCUCUGCCCAAGGACUGCCCUGUCUCUUCUUACAACGAAUGGGACCCCUUAGAGGAAGUGAUAGUGGGCAGAGCAGAAAACGCCUGUGUUCCACCAUUCACUGUGGAGGUGAAGGCCAACACAUAUGAAAAAUACUGGCCAUUUUACCAGAAGCAUGGAGGCCAUUAUUUUCCCAAAGAGCAUUUGCAAAAGGCCGUUGCUGAAAUUGAAGAAAUGUGCAAUAUUUUAAAACUGGAGGGAGUGACAGUAAGGAGGCCUGACCCUAUCGACUGGUCACUGAAGUAUAAAACUCCGGAUUUUGAGUCUACGGGUUUAUAUGGUGCGAUGCCUCGAGACAUCCUGCUGGUUGUGGGAAAUGAGAUUAUCGAGGCUCCCAUGGCGUGGCGCGCGCGCUUCUUUGAGUACCGUGCAUACCGGUCAAUCAUCAAAGACUACUUUCAGCGUGGCGCCAAGUGGACAACGGCUCCUAAGCCCACAAUGGCUGAUAAGCUUUAUGACCAAGAUUACCCCAUCGAUUCUGUGGCAGACAGACACAAAUUGGCUGCUCAGGGAAAAUUUGUGACGACUGAAUUCGAGCCCUGCUUUGAUGCUGCAGACUUCAUUCGAGCUGGAAGAGAUAUUUUUGUACAGAGAAGCCAGGUUACAAACUACCUGGGUAUUGAAUGGAUGCGUAGGCAUCUGGCGCCGGACUACAGAGUGCAUGUCAUCUCCUUUACAGAUCCCAAUCCCAUGCAUAUCGAUGCCACCUUCAAUAUCAUCGGACCUGGUCUUGUGCUCUCCAACCCUGACAGACCAUGUCACCAGAUUGAUCUUUUCAAGAAAGCAGGAUGGAACAUAGUUAUUCCUCCGUUACCAGUCAUCCCAGAUGAUCACCCACUCUGGAUGUCAUCCAAAUGGCUUUCCAUGAAUGUCUUAAUGCUAGAUGAAAAGCGUGUUAUGGUGGACGCCAAUGAAGUUCCAAUUCAAAAGAUGUUCGAAAAGCUGGGUAUCAGCACCGUUAAGGUUAACAUUCGUCACGCCAAUUCCCUAGGAGGUGGCUUCCACUGCUGGACCUGCGAUGUCCGCCGCCGAGGCACCCUGCAGUCCUACUUUGACUGACCAGGCCAGAUGGAGCUUAGUGGCUUGGUCUCAAACCAGGAAGCUUAGGGGCAAGGUUCAUUCUCCCGCUUUAAAAAGUGCAUGAACUUUAGUGCUUUAAACAAUCAUCCUUAACAGGGGUCUUAAGCCUGGUUUACUUUUGUUACUUUUCUUUGACAUCUUACUAUCUACUUCUAAAGUUAUUUACUACUUGGCUUCAAGUAUAAAAAUUUGAUGAAUGUACCAAGACAAAAAUUAGUCACUUGGGUAACUUGGCCACUAAUAUUUAACCAUCUACCUCUGUUUUUUAAUUUUUUUCCAAAAGGCAGCUUGAAAUGUUGUUCUAAUCUUAUUUUUUUUUUCCUGUUUGGUAGAGUUGUGAAUGUUGUAUAGCACUUCUUUUUUUCUAAAUGAGACAAAGACUUAGAA
Messenger RNA from Trichechus manatus latirostris (Florida manatee), 1870 nucleotides. RefSeq names its product glycine amidinotransferase (gene GATM). Gene Ontology annotation, biological process: creatine biosynthetic process. Gene Ontology annotation, molecular function: amidinotransferase activity. Lineage: Eukaryota; Metazoa; Chordata; Mammalia; Sirenia; Trichechidae. The transcript is spliced from 9 exons. The record is from RefSeq and is a predicted model, not a curated record. Bases 191 to 1462 code for a protein of 423 amino acids. Gene Ontology annotation, cellular component: mitochondrion.